GGGCUGCGGCGGGGCAUGGGGAAACGGGGGCGGCCGCGGAGAGAACCGCGGGGAGAGGAGGGGGAGGCCGGCGGGGCCCGGUGUCCCCUUGGGGACAUUUUUAACACGGGGCCGGGGAUGGAUACCUUCCUGCACAACGUGCAGGUGCUGCUGGAGGCCGCCAGCUACCUGGAGCGGAUCGAGAAGGAAAAUAAAAAGUGCGAACAUGGCUAUGCCUCGACCUUCCCCUCAGCUCCAAGCCCUGGACUACAAGACCCAAAGCCCACGCGGAGGCUGAGCCGGGCAAGGAAACACAGCGGCAGUGGCAGCAAUGCAAGUAUUGCCAACAGGUCUACGCACAACGAACUAGAAAAGAACCGCCGAGCUCACCUCCGCCUGUGUCUAGAGCGCUUAAAAGUUCUGAUACCACUCGGACCAGACUGCACCAGGCACACGACGCUUGGGCUGCUGAACAAAGCCAAAGCACAUAUCAAGAAACUUGAAGAGGUCGAGAGAAGAAGCCAGCACCAGCUUGAGAACCUGGAACGAGAACAAAGGUUUCUAAAGAGAAGACUGGAACAACUACAGGGUCCUCAGGAGAUAGAGCGAAUACGAAUGGACAGCAUUGGAUCUACCAUUUCCUCUGAUCGUUCGGACUCUGAGCGAGAAGAGAUUGAAGUGGACGUUGAAAGCACAGAGUUCUCCCAUGGAGAAGUGGACAAUAUCAGCACAACCAGCAUCAGUGACAUUGAUGAUCACAGCAGCUUGCAGAGUAUUGGGAGUGACGAGGGUUACUCCAGCGCCAGUGUCAAGCUCUCGUUUGCUUCCUAGAACCAAGUGAGAUGACAGUGCAGGGUGAAUGAUUUCACUGGGGUGAUCAAACUGGGUCCUAGAUGCCAGUAUCCUCUUUCAGAAAUGACAUAUUGACAGCUAGUCCUGGAGAGACCUGUAAAUAAAACCUUUUGGGUAAAGGAAGAAACCCACACGUUCAUUUGGUCACGUUACCAAUUCCAAUUCCUGCUGGCAAAAAGUUAGACCAAACUAUAGUCCCAUUGAAGUCAGCGAUAACCAUUUGUUUCUGUGGGACCUGGAUAUAGACCUUAGUGACAAAACACUUUGUUUUGAAUUUAUUUGUUUGAAAGAGGAUACUAGAGAAUCAUCCCUCUCUUUCUGUCAUGAGAUCUGGGAAACGUCACAAUUUUGUAUGUUGCAUUCAGGUUGAACAACCUAAUUUAGGCCCUUCUGAAGAGCUUUUGUGGUCCUAAAAGGACCAUGUCCUACAAUUUAUCACAAUCCAAUGCUGUUGUAAUGUACUAGGAAAAUUUUGAGGACAUAAGUAGCCUAGGGAUAACAACAUCAACAAUAAUAUUAAGGUCUCAUUCUGUGCCCAGAGAGAGGGGCGGCAAAGAGAUGUUCAGGAAAGAUUACCAUUCAGCUCAGCUUUCUGUUGGACAUCAUUUAAAAAGCAAGUACCUCUGAUGCGUGGCUAAAGCAAGGGGUACACACUUGUAAUCUACCAGCACUUCAUGGGCUGUGUCACACCUCAGGCUGUGACACCAACAGCAGAUCUCCCGGUAGAUGCGUGCCCAUACGCCGGCACACAGCCAGCUGAGGACAGAAAGAAACCAGCACAUAGAAGAGGUGAUAUGCCAGAAAGUCAUGCCCAGAUACUGAGCCACUAUGACCUUUUUAUUUGAUGAGAUUUUUUGAUAAACAUUUGUAAAUGUGUUGGGAGAGAAAACACCCCAAGUCUGAUGCGUCUUUUUAGAGCUUGUCCAUACAAAACCUUAGAUGUCUUUUAUAUGAAUUUAUGCCAUGAAAAGAUCCCUGUUUUGAUGAAGCACUUGACCCAAUGAAAUGCAAAGAUGCUUUUUGUCAUGCACACAGUGGAUGGAGGCUGUGCUAGCUGCAGAAGGCCAGAUUUGGUGAGGGUUUCUUCAAAUUUCUUUUUAGAAUCAUUCCCUUUGCUGACUUUUGAACUUCCAGUCCAGUAGUUAACCUAGUUAAGCUCAGCACGUCUCUCACGUUGAUGUAAUGUUUUUGACUGCACGUCCUGUUCCCAAGGGCCUUGCCAUCAUACCUGUGCAGGUGCUGUUAAGAGCUGUUCUAGCAAAUGUUUUCUAAUUUUCUCAGAGACGAGCAUUCUAACCUGCACUUUGAGGGCUUUGCUUUUUUAUUUUGUGUCUUUUUAAUGGCCAGGAUUAUUUCAUUUUCCACGUUUAAAAAAACAAACACCUUAAUAGAGUUCUCACCUAUGGCAUUGUUUGAAACUUUGUAUUAUCCUUAAGUAAUUUAACUACCCCUCAUUACUAAGAAAAGAAGAGGAAAAAAAAAUGCUUUAUAAAAUUCAUAACUUAUUGCUGAUUUGAAUGGGUUGUUAAUUUUCAGUCCUUUAGACUUUAUUUUAUUGUUUUAGGUAGGGUUGGGCAAAAAGGUAAAAUAAAAUAAAAAAUAAAAUAAAAUAAAAAACAACCAUAUUUAGCAGUGCAGUGGAAUUGUGUUUAAAUGUUAGCAUAUGGUCCCCAUUAAAGUAGCACUUUAACGCCAUUAAACAUUUCUGUAUCUGAAAUGAGUUGUGUUCUUCCAUCUUGGUCAUUCGUAUCACUUUAGCUGACACUUUGUUCUUCUCGUGCCCUUUGAUCCUGUGGUCAGAAGAUCUUGAGUGAUUCCGCUGUCGAGUUCUGCGUUAUGAUGAAUUGCCUGUGUUUAACUAUUCUGGUGUUUUCCCCGCUCUUCUCAAAAUGUGUCAUCCCCUGUAAGAGGCACAACACAUACACUUGAGUAGAGAAAUAAUCUUUCCGUGGCUGAACUAUUUCUGUUUGUCCUGUGUGAUUGUUUUUUGUUUUUAAAGUAUUUUUAAUUUGUUUAUUAUGUCUGGAUCAGGUAGCUGUGAAAUCUAUCUUCACUUGUGUGUAUGUAAUGCAGUGGCUCCGUACAUCUGUUCUUCCUUCUGGGAGGUGACCUGGAAGGAACAGGAGUCUGUCACAGACUGAAAUGAGUGCUAGGUUAAUUAAUAGGGCCCAAGGGUUUUGGAAGAAGAAUGUGCUGCUCAGAUUUGUUAGGGGUCCAUGUAACCUUUGGAUGACAGGAGUUUGGGGUAGUGAUGAUGAAGGGGAAUCUUUAGCUCUAGCAAGCCUGACUUUGUUUAUUCAUUAUUACUCUACUUGAAAGUGUUGAUCACUGGCAGCUCUGGUGCUGAGCAGCUGAAUUCCAAUGGAAAUUUCUUAACUAAUGGCCUUUUUCUUUAGCUGUCUCAGCGCCUCCUCCUUCCUGUUAUUCUUGUUUCUUUUAAAUGACCACUGGGGAAAGAAAUAUCACACCUGAGAAAUACUGAAAUUUGAGAGUUGCUCUGUUCUCUUAGCUGGUUUAAAACUGUCACAUGUCUAUGGUUGGUUUAAGUGUGAUUGAAAUGUUUGCUUGCAUGCAACAGGGCCAGUAUCACCCACCUUUUAUAGCAUUGUUGGCUUGGAGAAGACUGGUAUCAGCUGCAGGUACUGGGGGAAAAUGUAGCAGGGAGAGAUGAGUUUAUCGUGACUUCACCAAAGGCAGAUCAUGCCUGACCAAUCUGGUGGCCUUCUAAAGUGGUGUGGUGGCAUCUGUGGACAACAUAAUGUCAUCAAUUUCCCUUUACUUGGACUUCUGUAAGGUCAAGCUCCUCAUCUUUUGAAAGCUGAGAUGGUCCUUCAUACCGCUUAACUUUGAGAGAAUCCAUAGAGCGAAAUUUACUGGCCCUAGAUGUCUACACACCAGGUUGUUUUGACCCAGAGUAAUGCCGUAAUGUGGGCAUGGAGUCACAUUUCCCUUCUGUAUUUGCGAAAUGGAGUGAGAGUCUUUGUAUGGUUUUUUUCUUAUAUGCUAUUGUUUUGUGGCCCACUUUUAUGUUAGGAGUGUAACAGAAGCCCUGAAUCUAUUCCCUAUGUAAUUUUACAAGAAUACGGUGCUUUUUGCCAUGAAACAGAAUCAGAUGUGCUUUCCUUAGGCAGCACACACACCAUACACACACACAGCUCCUUCGUAAGCUCAUUCUGCCGAGUCCUCCCUCUGCAAAUUACAUCCCUGAUGGGUCCUUUUGCUACGGACAAACCCAUUAAAAAGACCAUCCAGCAUUUUCCUUCUUUUGACACAAGCGCAUUACAGUAUGUCAUCUUGUGUCUGCACACAAGGUGGAGAUGACUAUCUGGCUGCAUUUGUCACGCUUAUCCUGUGAUGAGUUGUCACUUGAAGGUCAUUUUAAUGUCCGUUCCAUUAGAGGCCUGUCACUGACGGAAGGUGGUCGCAAAUCUGUCUGUCUCAAGAAAUCUGUAGGUCAACGGGAAUGGGGUUAACUGCACAUAUGGAUCAUUUUCCAGGUUUUGUCAUUGUGCUUUCGUUCCGUUUGUUUGCUUGCGUCUGUUACUGGGCUCUGAGCUCCAGCCUCUCCUUUUUUGCUCUUUGUUCUCUUUUCCAUGCUGCUCCUUGUUUGUAACCCAUGGUUUUCGUGUUGCUCUGUUGAAACUGAAGAAAUAUUUGGCCUCACCGUCGUGUUCACUAAUUGGAAGAGUCUUGUUUGCCCCAGAACUGUAAACUAUGACUGUUAAAUGUUUUCUGGCACCAGCUCUACGUCACCAGAAAGAGAAAUUCAGGCGACUUCCAGGAA
Messenger RNA from Coturnix japonica (Japanese quail), 4615 nucleotides. It is a transcript of the gene MXI1, whose product is annotated as MAX interactor 1, dimerization protein. Gene Ontology annotation, molecular function: DNA-binding transcription factor activity, RNA polymerase II-specific; protein dimerization activity; RNA polymerase II cis-regulatory region sequence-specific DNA binding. NCBI's taxonomy places the organism in Eukaryota, Metazoa, Chordata, Aves, Galliformes, Phasianidae. The record is from RefSeq and is a predicted model, not a curated record. Gene Ontology annotation, biological process: regulation of transcription by RNA polymerase II.